This is a messenger RNA of Phialemonium atrogriseum, 438 nucleotides long. Its product is annotated as negative regulator of transcription from Pol II promoter. Gene Ontology annotation, molecular function: RNA polymerase II general transcription initiation factor activity; core promoter sequence-specific DNA binding; protein heterodimerization activity. The coding region runs from base 82 to 405 and encodes 107 amino acids. Gene Ontology annotation, biological process: transcription by RNA polymerase II. The record is from RefSeq and is a predicted model, not a curated record. Gene Ontology annotation, cellular component: negative cofactor 2 complex; nucleus. The transcript has a single exon. NCBI's taxonomy places the organism in Eukaryota, Fungi, Ascomycota, Sordariomycetes, Cephalothecales, Cephalothecaceae.
GCACAGGCAGCCCAGAAACAGGCCGAGAUUGAGCCCUCCCCUGUGAGGACCAAAUUCCCCACUGCCAGGAUUAAACGGAUUAUGCAAGCCGAUGAGGAGGUCGGAAAGGUUGCCCAGCAGACACCCAUCGCCGUGGGCAAAGCACUGGAGAUGUUUAUGAUUGCUCUAGUUCGCAAAAGUGCCGAUGUCGCCAAGGAGAAGAACUCAAAACGGGUCACUGCCCAAAUGCUGAAGCACGUGGUCGAGUCAGACGAUCAGUGGGAUUUCCUCCGGGAGAUUGUCAGCAAGGUUGAGAACGAGGACAGGGCUGCCAAGGGCGGCAAGCCCAAGGCCGAGAGCGAGAGCGAGGAGGAGCCGCCGGAGAAGAAGAAAAGUAAGGCGGGGCGGAAGAAAAAGGCGGCUUAGGGAGGGGAGCCUGGGGACUACUGUGGUAGGCGA